Prunus armeniaca (apricot) is the source of this 3927-nucleotide messenger RNA. NCBI's taxonomy places the organism in Eukaryota, Viridiplantae, Streptophyta, Magnoliopsida, Rosales, Rosaceae. The record is from the annotation of a GenBank genome assembly.
AUGGAUUCACAAUCAUCAGUGACUGUGAACGGGGUGACUAAGAAUCCUCAUGACGAGAAGCCUGAGAAGUUCAAGGGAAUUGACUUCAAGAGAUGGCAACAGAAGAUGCUGUUUUAUCUCACAACCAUGAAUCUGGCACAUGUUGUCAGAGAGGAGGCUCCCAAAUCAGGAGAAAAUCCAAUGUCUAAGGAAACAAUGAUGACCAUUGAGGCUUGGAAACAAUCUGAUUUCCUGUGCAGAAACUACAUCCUUAACAGGCUUGAUGAUACUCUGUAUGACAUUUAUUCGUCAUACAAUUCUGCAAAGGAAGUUUGGGAAUUACUUGAGAAAAAAUACAAAACAGAAGAUGCUGGUGCCAAAAAAUUCGUGAUUGGCAAAUUUCUCAAGUAUGCCAUGGUUGAUUCGAAGACUGUUAUUAAACAGGUUGAAGAACUUCAAAUUCUGAUCCAUGAUUUGCUUGCAGAGGGGUGCUCUAUUAAUGAACACUUCCAGGUUGGAGCAAUCAUAGAGAAACUGCCUCCAUCAUGGAAAGACUUCAAAAUUUAUUUGAAGCACAAGCGCAGAGAGAUGUCUAUGGAGGAUCUGAUUUUGAGGCUUCGAGUUGAGGAGGAUCACAGGAAAGGUGACAAGGGUGAAGUGCCUGUCAUGGAAGCCAAAGCCAAUGUCGUUGAGACAUCAAAGCCAAAAUUCCAGAAUAACAAGGGCAAGAAAGUUGCAAAGAACUAUGGCAAAACUCAUGCACCAAAAGGCAAGGAUUUCAAGAAAAUCAAAGGUGCUUGCUGGGUAUGUGGAAAACCAGGGCAUAAAGCACAAGAUUGCCGCCACCGAAGAGACCAAAAUCCAACCAAUCCUCAAGCCAAUGUGACUGAAGUCAAUGAACAUUUUGUGGCUGUAGUGUCUGAAACCAAUCUGGUUUCUGAUACUAAGGACUGGUGGGUUGAUACAGGUGCUACUAGGCACAUUUGUGGUGACAGAAAUCUGUUCACUGAUUACGAACAGAAUUCUAGUGGUGAGAAACUGUACAUGGGAAAUGCCUCUGCAUCUGCAGUUGAAGGCAAAGGCAGUGUGCUGCUGAAGUUCACUUCUGGGAAGGUUUUAACCCUAUUGGAUGUGCUGCAUGUUCCUGAAAUUAGGAAGAACUUAGUGUCUGGCCCAAUUCUUAGUAAGAAGGGUUUCAAACUUGUAUUUGAAUCUGACAAGUUCAUCCUAACCAAAGGAGGGCUGUUUGUAGGAAAGGGUUACCUUGCUGAUGGUUUGUUCAAACUCAAUGUAACUGGCAAUGAUGCUUUUAAUAAUAAUAUAAAUAAGGUUUCCGUUUACUUUGCUGAGUCUUCUAAUAUUUGGCAUGCUAGAUUAGGUCAUGUAAAUUAUCGAUCUAUGCAUAGAAUGAUGCAUCUAGGUUUAUUGCCUAAAUUUGAUAUUGACUUUGAUAAUAAGUGUGAAACUUGUACAGAAUCCAAGUUUUCUAGGCAAACCUUUAAAUCUGUUCAAGGAAGAUCAAAUGAAUUACUUGGAUUAAUUCAUAGUGACCUUUGUGACUUUAAAUCUACACCAACUCGUGGUGGGAAAAAUUAUUAUAUAACAUUUAUAGAUGAUUGCAGUAAGUAUUGUUAUGUAUACUUAAUACAUAGCAAGGAUGAAGCCUUACAGAUGUUUAAGACAUACAAGGCAGAAGUUGAGAAUCAACUUGAUAGAAAAGUGAAAGUACUUAGAUCAGAUAGAGGUGGAGAAUAUGAGUCCACUGCAUUUUCUGAUUUUUGUGCAACUCAUGGAAUUAUACAUCAAACCACUGCACCAUAUACACCGCAACAAAACGGUGUAGCAGAAAGGAAAAAUAGAACUUUCAAGGAUAUGAUAAAUUCCAUGUUGAAUAGCUCUGGGCUUCCACACAAUCUGUGGGGUGAAGCCUUACUUACUGCAAAUCACAUCUUGAACAGAAUUCCACAUAAGAAGAGUAAACAAUCUCCUUAUGAAAUGUGGAAAGGACGGAUUCCUACAUACAAGACACUGAAAGUGUGGGGUUGCCUAGCUAAAGUACAAGUACCCUUACCAAAAAGGGUAAAACUUGGACCUAAAACUAUUGAUUGUGUUUUCAUAGGUUUUGCUAACACAAGUGCUGCAUAUAGAUUUUUAGUUAUUAAAUCUGAUAUUUCUGAUAUACAUGUUAACACAAUUAUAGAAUCUGUUGAUGCUGAUUUCUUUGAGGAAAUUUUUCCUUACAAAGAAAAGAGGUCCGGUUCAAACAAAAGGAAAGUACAUGAUGGAAAUCCUGAUGAACCAUCCUCUUCAGGUGUCCAAGAAAAGGAAGUGGAACCUAGAAGAGGAAAGAGGACUAAAACACCAAAAAGUUUUGGACCAGAUUUUGUAAGUUUCCUGACUGAAGAAGAACCACAAACUUAUAAGGAAGCUAUGGCUUCACCUGAGGCUCCUUUAUGGAAGGAAGCUGUUAAUAGCGAAGUAGAAUCCAUUAUGCAGAACCAUACGUGGGAAUUGGUUGAUUUACCACCUGGUAACAAACCAAUUGGAUAUAAAUGGAUUUUUAAAAGAAAGCUAAAAGCCGAUGGUACUAUUGAUAAAUACAAGGCACGUUUAGUUGCUAAAGGGUAUCGGCAAAAGGAAGGGUUGGAUUAUUUCGACACUUAUUCUCCAGUAUCAAGAAUUACAUCUAUAAGGAUGUUAAUUGCUAUAGCUGCAAUACACAAUAUGGACAUACAUCAAAUGGAUGUAAAAACAGCUUUCUUGAAUGGGGAAUUAGAUGAAGAAAUAUACAUGGAACAACCAGAAGGUUUUGUGGUAAAAGGUCAAGAAACUAAAGUCUGUAAACUUGUUAAGUCUUUAUAUGGACUUAAACAAGCACCAAAACAAUGGCAUGAAAAGUUUGAUCAUACAAUGAUGUCACACGGAUUUAAGAUCAAUGAAUGUGACAAGUGUGUCUACAUAAAAAACAACAAGAAUUCUUGUGUUCUUGUAUGUUUAUAUGUUGAUGACAUGCUCAUAAUGGGAACGAGUAAGGAUGCAAUAAAUUCUACAAAGAAGAUGUUGAAUUCAAGUUUUGACAUGAAAGACCUAGGUCAAGCUGAUGUCAUAUUGGGAAUUCAAAUCAAAAGAAAUAAUGAUGGGUAUAUUCUUACUCAAUCCCAUUAUGCAGAAAAAAUUCUAAGAAAGUUUGGUCAAUUUGACUGCAAACCUGCUGUGACUCCUUUUGAUGUAAAUUGCAAAUUAAAAAAGAAUAGUGGAGAUGCAAUUUCCCAAUUGGAGUAUUCCCAAGUAAUUGGGAGCCUAAUGUAUUUAAUGAAUUCUACUAGGCCAGACUUAGCUUAUUCAGUAAGCAGGCUUAGUAGAUACACAAGCAAUCCUGGACAUGAUCAUUGGGAAGCACUAAUAAAGGUGCUAAGAUAUUUGAAAUACACCCAAGACUAUGGAUUGCACUACACUAGAUAUCCACCAGUUCUAGAAGGCUAUAGUGAUGCAAAUUGGAUUUCUGAUAGUACAGAAACCAAAUCAACUAGUGGAUAUGUAUUUACAUUAGGUGGAGCUGCAGUAUCCUGGAAAUCCUCUAAACAGACGUGUAUAGCACGCUCUACAAUGGAAUCAGAGUUUGUAGCCUUAGAUAAAGCUGCUGAAGAAGCAGAAUGGCUGAGAAACUUCCUAGAGGACAUUCCAAUGUGGCCUAAGCCUGUGACAGCAAUUUGUAUACAUUGUGAUAGUAUGGCUGCACAAGCAAGAGCCAAGAGUGGUGUAUACAAUGGAAAGUCAAGACAUAUCAGGCGUAGGCAUAAUACAAUUAGACAAUUGCUCUCAAAUGGAAUUAUAUCCAUUGACUAUGUGAAGUCAAAGGAAAAUAUUGCAGAUCCUUUGACAAAAGGCCUACCAAGAGAGCAAAUCAAAUUUACAUCGAGAGGAAUGGGAUUGAAGCCAAUCCAAUGA